This is a messenger RNA of Macaca mulatta (Rhesus monkey), 7279 nucleotides long. It is a transcript of the gene ATF6, whose product is annotated as activating transcription factor 6. Gene Ontology annotation, cellular component: nucleus. NCBI's taxonomy places the organism in Eukaryota, Metazoa, Chordata, Mammalia, Primates, Cercopithecidae. Gene Ontology annotation, molecular function: DNA-binding transcription factor activity, RNA polymerase II-specific; RNA polymerase II cis-regulatory region sequence-specific DNA binding. Gene Ontology annotation, biological process: endoplasmic reticulum unfolded protein response; regulation of transcription by RNA polymerase II. The record is from RefSeq and is a predicted model, not a curated record.
GUUUGUCUUUACUCGGCCACCGUCUCGUCAGCGUUACGGAGUAUUUUGUCCGCCUGCCGCCGCCGUCCCAGAUAUUAAUCACGGAGUUCCAGGGAAGAGGAACUUGUGAUAUGGGGGAGUCGGGAGGUGUUGCCGGCACCAUGGAGUCACCUUUUAGCCCGGGACUCUCUCACAGGCUGGAUGAAGAUUGGGAUUCUGGCCUGUUUGCUGAACUCGGUUAUUUCACAGACACUGAUGAGCUGCAAUUGGAAGCAGCAAAUGAGACGUAUGAAAACAAUUUUGAUCAUCUUGAUUUUGAUUUGGAUUUGAUGCCUUGGGAGUCAGACAUUUGGGACAUUAACAACCAAAUCUGUACAGUUAAAGAUAUUAAGGCAGAACCUCAGCCACUUUCUCCAGCCUCCUCAAGUUAUUCAGUCUCGUCUCCUCAGUCAGUGGACUCUUAUUCUUCAACUCAGCAUGUUCCUGAGGAGUUGGAUUUGUCUUCUAGUUCUCAGAUGUCUCCUCUUUCCUUAUAUGGUGAAAGCUCUAAUAGUCCCUCUUCAGCAGAGCCACUGAAGGAAGAUAAGCCUGUCACUGGUCCUAGGAACAAGACUGAAAAUGGACUGACUCCAAAGAAAAAAAUUCAGGUGAAUUCAAAACCUUCAAUUCAGCCCAAGCCUUUAUUGCUUCCAGCAGCACCCAAGACUCAAACAAACUCCAGCGUUCCAGCAAAAACCAUCAUUAUUCAGACAGUACCAACACUUAUGCCAUUGGCAAAGCAGCCACCAAUUAUCAGUUUACAACCUGCACCCACUAAAGGCCAGACGGUUUUGCUGUCUCAGCCUACUGUGGUACAACUUCAAGCACCUGGAGUUCUGCCCUCUGCUCAGCCAGUCCUUGCUGUUGCUGGGGGAGUCACACAGCUACCUAAUCACGUGGUGAAUGUGGUACCAGCCCCUUCGGCGAAUAGCCCAGUGAAUGGAAAACUUUCUGUGACUAAACCUGUCCUACAAAGUACCAUGAGAAAUGUGGGUUCAGAUAUUGCUGUGCUAAGGAGACAACAACGUAUGAUAAAAAAUCGAGAAUCUGCUUGUCAGUCUCGCAAGAAGAAGAAAGAAUAUAUGCUAGGGUUAGAGGCGAGAUUAAAGGCUGCCCUUUCAGAGAAUGAGCAACUGAAGAAAGAAAAUGGAACACUGAAGCGGCAGCUGGAUGAGGUUGUGUCAGAGAACCAGAGGCUUAAAGUCCCUAGUCCAAAGCGAAGAGCUGUCUGUGUGAUGAUAGUAUUGGCAUUUAUAAUACUGAACUAUGGACCUAUGAGCAUGCUGGAACAGGAUUCCAGGAGAAUGAACCCUAGUGUGAGCCCUGCAAAUCAGAGGAGGCACCUUCUAGGAUUUUCUGCUAAAGAGGCACAGGACACAUCAGAUGGUGUCAUCCAGAAAAACAGCUACAGAUAUGAUCAUUCUGUUUCAAAUGACAAAGCCCUGAUGGUGCUAACUGAAGAACCAUUGCUUUAUAUUCCUCCACCUCCUUGUCAGCCCCUAAUUAACACAACAGAGUCUCUCAGGUUAAAUCAUGAACUUCGAGGAUGGGUUCAUAGACAUGAAGUGGAAAGGACCAAGUCAAGAAGAAUGACAAAUAAUCAACAGAAAACCCGUAUUCUUCAGGGUGCUCUGGAACAGGGCUCAAAUUCUCAGCUGAUGGCUGUUCAAUACACAGAAACCACUAGUAUCAGCAGGAACUCAGGGAGUGAGCUACAAGUGUAUUAUGCUUCACCCAGAAGUUAUCAAGACUUUUUUGAAGCCAUCCGCAGAAGGGGAGACACAUUUUAUGUUGUGUCAUUUCGAAGGGAUCACCUGCUGUUACCAGCUACCACCCAUAACAAGACCACAAGACCAAAAAUGUCAAUUGUGUUACCAGCAAUAAACAUAAAUGAGAAUGUGAUCAAUGGGCAGGACUACGAAGUGAUGAUGCAGAUUGACUGUCAGGUGAUGGACACCAGGAUCCUCCACAUCAAAAGCUCAUCAGUUCCUCCUUACCUCCGAGAUCAGCAGAGGAAUCAAACCAACACCUUCUUUGGCUCCCCUCCCGCAGCCACAGAGGCAGCCCACGCUGUCAGCACCAUCCCUGAGUCAUUACAAUAGCACCCUGCAGCUAUGCUGGAAAACUGAGCGUGGGACCCUGCCAGGCUGAAGAGCAGGUGAGCGAAGUGCUGCUUUCUGCCUUGGUGGCAGGCAGAGAACUGUCUCGUACUAGAAUUCAAGGAGGAAAGAAGAAGAAAUAAAAGAAGCUGCUCCAUUUUUCAUCAUCUUCCCAUCUAUUUGGAAAGCACUGGAAUUCAGACACAAGAGAACAAUGUUUCUUCAGUGACAAAUGUAGCCCUGCAUCCUCUGGUGUUACCUGGUGUAGAUUUUUUUUUCUGUACCUUUCUAAACCUCUCUUCCCUCUGUGUUGGUUUUGUGUUUAAACAGUCAUCUUCUUUCAAAUAAUAUCCACCUCUCCUUUUUGCCAUUUCACUUACUGAUUCAUAAAGUGAAUUUUAUUUAAAGCUAUGCCGCACAUGCAUGUUCAAAUGGUUUCCACUGAUUCGAUUUUUCAUUCAUUUAAUGCAAACUCAUUCUGGAUAUUGUGCUUAUUUGAGAAAACACAUUUCAAAACCAAAACAGCCAAAAACACUCCAAAAACAGUCAAAACAAUUGGGAGCUUUCUAAAGGAAAAACUCCCAGUUGGUAAAGUUUAUCUUUACUUAGGAUUUGUGGCUCACACCUAAACAAAGGGGGUCAGGGAGUGUGUACAGAUUUGAGAAAAUAGAAGGGUAAGGGAAGGGCCAGUGGUGGGGUUCGAAGAGAGGAGAUAGCUCUAUUAAUACACAUGUUUAAAAGAUAGAAAGUUUGAUGUGAUUGCAGUAUGAGAUUAAAGCCACAGCUAUUGUUUAUUUUGAGGACUCUAGGCCACUAAGUAUUAGCACACAUACUUAUAUUUUCUCUUUACUAAUCUGGUAUAGGUCCUCAUGGACCACAGGACAAAGCUUUCAUUUUCAUUCAUUCUUCUAUUGAAAUUAUACCAAAAUCAGCUGAGGAACAUGGAAGUAACUUUAGACUUAAACAAGACAAAAGCUUUUUCACUGGAGAAUUGACAAGUAUUUGCUCCUUAAAACAAUCCCGAUUACUGAAUGUGGAUUCCUGCUGAGGGAGUGUAUCCCAUAAUAUGGCAAUGAUUUUCACUUUCUCGAAUGAAAAGACAGUGAAGGAAUUAAAUCUUUUGUCCUCCCAUGGUUAAAAAAAAAAAAAAGUUGUGUUCAUUUUUACUGUACUAUGCCUCUUUUUUCACCAUAGUAGACAAUUAUGUUUCAUUUGAUAAAUUCAUAGAAAUGGAUCUGAGACAGUGAUGUCCUCUCUAAUGUGCUGCCUUCAGUUUCUAAAGUGAGUCUUCCUCCCUCUCCUACAAAACUUCUCCAUUUUUUGGUGUAACUCAUCUACAAACACUGUUUCUUACCCCCAUUGACUUGCCUUUGUCAGAUUUAUUCUUGUUCCACACUAUAGCAAUCAAUUUCUCUUCUUGCUUGCAAGAAAGGGAAAGAGAAAUUAUAGCAACCUCUCAAGGAUUAUACAUAGCUAGUUAGUUUUCUGCCUGUGAAAUUAGGCCUGGCUCCUAAAUAAUUUUAAAGAACCAUCAGCACUUCUAACUCUCUGUACUGGUGCCUCUUUGUCCAAGCUAGUUAAAUGCUUUCCAAGGAAAUCAGUUCAACUUUUGUGAGCAGGGAAAAGAAGGGCUUUAUUGUUGUAUUACCUGGGAUUCUGGAGUUUGAAAAGUGCUAAUUAACCUUCCUCUUUUUGCACAUUACAAACAUUUUUAAGUCAGUGCAGCACUUCCCUUAGAUUUGGCUAUCCUGGGUGAUUUUCAGACAAGAACCAUUUUCCCUGGGGACCAUUCUUCUAAUGGGUGCCAAGGAAUAUAAGGCAAAUGCCCAGAAGACCUUCAGGUAACUGGGCAGUCUUAUCGUGGGAUAUUUCUCCUGCCCCUGCCCCUUCCUAUUACUGUAAUAUGAAUUAGCCACACCAGAGGCUGUGACCAUGGCUAGUAGACAGUGGCAACGUAGUCAUCCCCAAGCUGCUCAUUUGCUGGAACUGUCAUACGGUAUCAUGGUCAGUGUAAACCUGGUUUGUGUGGGGUGAUUAUAAAUAGAGUUUCCCUCCUCUCCGUGAUGUAGAAUCACAGGAGAAGGACCUAUCUCGUGGCCUUCUUCUUAGCGCUUCACUUUUACUUCAUCUCUCGAUUCCCAGCUUUUUCUGUGAUCAUUUUACCAACUCCUCAGAUGGAAGAUUUUGGUUAUGUCAUAUUCACCAACGUUAGUCCCUGUCUUCCAGGUGAAAAGGUGGGUAGCGGUUGGGAGGGAGUCUCCACUGAAGAGCAGGAAGGUGGUAGCAGGCCGGCAGCCCUGCCACAGAACUAGGGGUGCCUGUGAGGUGCCGCCCAGAGCAGCCUGGGAGCUUUGCCUUCUUUUCUGUCUCACUAGCCCUUCCGCUCUUUGUCAUUGCCUAUUCUUGAAUGGAUCUUUGAGAUGAGGGAACAGGAUUCUCCUAAGGGUAGAGUUUUAGGAAAUGAGUGAAAGGAAAUUGACAAAUGCAAAGAAGCAAUCUACUUUCUAAAUUGCUGGCAAAGCUAUAAUGAAUCCCUAGGCACAAUUGUAGUUUUUAUUUUAAUGUUUGUAUGCACAAGGCCCUUUAGGAAAUGAGAAGUUGCUAUGCCAGAUUAAUUUUUUUUUUUUUGGGUGGGAUUGCCUUUUGGGGGUUGCAGCCAGAAAUUAUGGGUAAUAAUGUGUAUUUUUUAUUUAUUAAAUUUUAAAUGGGAUUUUGCAAGCUUAUGAGACAAUUAGAUAAACUCAUGGAGGAGGCAGGUCCUCCUGUUAUUAGAUGAUUUUGUACUCUUUGGGCUAACAAUAAUGCAGUCUCGAGAAGUAAUGGUGGAGGCUGAUAGGAACAGUCUUUCUGCAAGUCCCAAAUUUUUAAGGCUUAAUGGAAGUAAGUGGAUGUUUCCUCAUGUUACCUACUGAGUCAGAUGUUAGGAGCUUGUCCCUUUGGGGUUGACUUAUGUCCAGCAGUACAGGGACACAGCUUCGUUAGAGUGUUAGUGUAAACUAACUCCAAAGUUAGGAGUCAAUGUGAAAGGAUCAACCUUGAAACAAAUCUGUUGUUUGCCAUGCUUGUAGUACAGAAAUUUCACAUUGAGUUUUGGGUGAGAUUUGUGUUUUCACAAGUAAAAAAUCCCCCAUAAAUAUAAAACUCAGACCAUAAUUAUAAAACUCAGAGCAUCAUCUAAUUUAAAAAAAAAAAAUGACUACAAGUUCCAGCACAAAACUGGCAUUUCUUUGCCAUUUCUUGCCAGUAAGAAGUAGACAUGGAGGUAUUUGAAAGCAGUGUUAUGUGAGUCAUUCUUAAGUGUUCCAAGCAAAGUUAGAAACAGACAAGGAACUUGGGAUUCAAAUUGAUUUUUCAAAUCAUUUUUUAAACAAACAUCAUCCUGAUUAAAUCCUCUUGGCCUGAACCUUCCUCCCCAGUGUGUAUUCCCCGGUAGUCACCGCGGCAAGAGGCUGGUGAGACUGCCGUGGCAGCAUUUAGCAUCGUUAAAACUGGAAAACUCUCAAGCUCUUUGCCACUUUCCUACUAUUUUUUGAUUCUUGCCAUUUUACUAAGCUCAGGUUGUGAAACUUGACAGAAAUGUAUUACAGGAAAAACUUGUAAUUGUAUUUGACUUUCUGACACAUUGCAAAGUUUCAAAGUGACUUUCACUUUCAACAACAUAUUAGAAGUAACCACUUUUGCUUUCACAGCCUGAAGAGCUAGAGCUGGAUCCGAUGCCCCCUUUCACUCUGAAGUCAUGGGAAAUUUUCCAGCCAUGAAAGCCCUCUUUCCACGGCAUACUAAUGGGCUGACUCAGCUUCCUUCAGCCAACUGAGAUCUUUUCAUUGGCUGUUUGCUAUUUCAUACCAAUUAACUAUUGGCUAUUUCAUACCAAUUAACCUCUUAAAUAAGAUUUUUAAUUGCCAAAAUUGAUAAACACUUAUUACCACCUGUGGACUCCAUAUUCCUUACCAAAAAUGUUAUUUUCAUCAGUCCUGAGUCGUUUUAACUUACAGAAAUUAGGAUUGUUGCUGCUAAUAUGAAUACCAAUUAUAACUUUUAAAAACAAGAAUAAAGCCUAAAAGAUAGAGAAUGAAAUAUAAGAAAUGUUCAUUCCCACCCCUAAUAACAUUUGGAAGUGAAUAUUCCCAUUUCCUUCCACCCACAGGGACUGGGAUUGAUUUUUAAUUUUCUAGGAAAUAAUACUGGACUAUCCAAAAAGAUGUUGCCAGAAUCCAAAAGGAACUAUGCUUGUAAAAGAAAAGCAGUUUUCUCCUACCUAAAAAAAAGAAAGUAAAGUGUGUUCUGUUCUUAUCUUUUUAAUGACUAAGCUUAAAACAGUUUAUUUUGGGUAAGACUAGAACUUUCGGCAGUUUGUUCUAAUAUCUGUGUUAUUAGAUGCAAUCGAAUUUAUGCAAAGAAGAAUGACAAAGGUAUCUGAUUAGGAAAUUUGAUCUUACGUAUGAAUCCAUGUCAUGGCCAGCCACUGUCACACAGUGGGUGCCAUUCUCAACAUAUUGGUUUGCUAACUUUAAGCAUUAGAGAUUUAGCACACUAAAAUACUUUUAAUUAUAUUAGGCUUGGUAACUAAGGAGUAAAUAAAUCAUAGUUUAUCAUUUGCCAAGGCCAACAAACAACACUGUUGUGCUGUUUGCUCUCAAUGAAGUUGAAUAAACCAGGAGGCUUGGCAUAUCCCCUUUAUGUUAAUCCCAGCUAGAGAUUAGCAGGUUGACUUUCACAGCAAUUGUAUAUUGGUCCAUUUUAACUCAUACUUGCCAUAAUUUCCAGGCCAGUCACCAGGACAGAGGAGAUGAUGGGGAAACAGAGCUUUAGAUGAAAACUACUAUGCACUACUAGCCUUUGAGGCACUGGUUUCCUGUUACCACUUCGGCAAGUAUGGCUGGUCUAAGUCCAGUAGGGCUUCAUCCAUGGAGCCAUUAGAACUAAGGAGGGAAUGUCAGAGAUACCAUUUCACCAGGAUCUUUUUGCUCAGGUUGUACCCAUGCCAAUUGAAGAACGUGUUAAAGAUGAGGAGAGAUGUACCAUUCUCUCCCUUAAUAAUGAUGUUGGUUUGCAAAACCUAAAGGAAUAAUAACAACAGACUAUUUCAUACUUUCAAGCAAGUCUUUAUAAUAUAAUACCUGUUAUUUCUCUAAAAUUCAAAUAAAGAAUUUUUAAACUUA